UUACGCACCUUGUAGCCUGUAAUCUCUUUCACAGAAUGCCGAAGCCUGGCAACCACAAGAAAAAGCUCAGCGCUGAAGCGGCUGCAGCCGCGGCGCCGCGCCCAGAGCAAACGCGGCAGCCGACCCAGCAGCGGCAGCAGCAGCGGCAGGCCCAGCAGCAGCAGCAGCAGUACCAGUCUGCGGAUCAGAGGCAAUGGAGCGCACAGGCGGCAGCCGCUACUGUCGAGCUUGGCCCCGCGCUCGACAAACUUGCAGCCCUCCUACCCCGCGCCGUCGCUUCCUGCCGGGCAAGUGGUGCCGCCCAGGCGUUCAAGCUCGAGGACGCUCUGGAUGCAGUGAGGGUCGCGUUCAACCGGGACCUCGCGAGCUACAACGAGCCGCUCGCGUUGCAACGCUGCUCUGCGCUGCUGUCUCGGCGCGAGUUGUGGCUGCAGCUGCUGCAGCUCGCCUGCUACAGCUCCCGGCGCCUGGUGCAGUCUCCGAUGGACUUGACGGACAUGGAGUCCUUGGCUCACACCAUCAACGGCAUCAACAGCAGCCAAGGCGGCAGCGAAGGCGGCGGCGGCGGCCACAGCAUCGAUGGGCUGCUCGCAGGUCUGGUGGCGGACCACGGCUUGCACCAGGCAGUAGCGGCGGUGCUGACAGCGGGGGUGCGGCCCGCGGGCGUUGCCACGUGGUUGGCUGCGGGCGCCGCGCCGCCGCCGCACGACGUGAUGGGGGCCCUGCCGACCCACAUCGCCUGUCUGUCGGCUCGCGCGCUGCUGCAAGGCCACACGCUGCGUGUGUACGGCCGGCUGGCGGCGACGCUCGCGGACAGCGUGGCCCUUCAACUACCGCUGCCGCCGCCAGCGGCGGCAACAGUGGCGGCGGCGGCGUCAACGACGGGCACGGGCGCGUCCGCGGUCGCAACUUAUAUGGCGCCGGUGGAUGCGGCGGCAGCAGGCGCCGGCGGAGGGGGCCGGCCUAUGGCUGGCGUGAUGCUUGACGUCGGUUGGGAUGCGCCCGUUGACAUCUGCUCGGCGUUGCAGGAGCAGCAAAUGCUCACGCUGCGGAUUUGCGCGGGGAGCUUGAUCACGGACAUAACGUGCCUGCCUGGGGAGGCUGCCAGGCCAGACACUAGUGCUGCUGCUACUGCUGCCACCGAUGCCACCUCCAACAGCCGCUGCAGUAGCAGCUUGCCUCCGGGCCCGCCGCCAGGGCCCGCUACAGUAGCAGCAGCAGUGCCGUUGCAAGAGCUGCUGUUUCAAGAGCUGGCUGCCAGCGGCUUUCUGGAGAACACAGCGCGGCUGGCAGUCAAUUGCGCCGCGCUCAACACUGCCGGCAGUAGCAGUAGCGGUAGCAGUAGUGGCAGUAGUAGCAGUGGCGGCGGGGCUGCUGGUGGUAGCGGCGCGCUGCCGCCGCCGUACCGCCCCGCCGGUCACCUCUUGCCCACGCUCACGGCUGCAGUCGAUGGCCUUCGCCUGGCGGUCGCCAUGGUGGUUGCCCCCUGGAUGCAGCACGCAGUCGAGCUCGGGGCCGCAGCAGCUGUGACGCUGGGCAGCCGUGGCGGUGGCCCUGCCAGCGGCAGCGGGACCAGCAGCCAGGGUAGCGGCGGCAGCAGCCGCCAAGCCCUGUCGCCGCGACCGCCGCUGCCCUGGGGCUGCUGUCUGCGCUUUUUGGCGCUGUCGCAGGUGGUGGUGACGCUGGAGGCGGCGGGCUAUGGCGGUGGCGUGCGGGGCGUGUGGGGCCUGCCGCAGCAGCUGGUGGCGGGGCUGCCGGUGCUGGGGCUGGCGGAGGAGGACGGAGGUGGCGGCAACACGGCGUGUGACCUGCGAGGCAAGCUGCGGAGGUAUGCGGAGGUACAGCAGCUUGUGAGGGCCGCCCGCCAACAGCAGCAGCAGCCCCCGGCGGGCCGCAAUCAGGCGGUGGGCUUUGUCCUGCACAGGGGGCCGUUUGAGCUCUUGAGCCAAAUACUACUUGUGGACGUGGUUGCUGCCAAGCUGGACGACAUGACUGCAACCACCACCAGCACGGCCAAGAGCCGGUGCAGCGGUUCAGGCAGCAGUAGCAGCAGCAGCCGCAGCUGGACGUUUCCCUUCAGCUGCCGCGCGCUACAAGAGGUAUUGCUGGGCGUGGCGGAGAUGGCGGCGGGCGCGCCUGCUGCAGACACUUCGAUGCGGCAGGGCGAGGCGCUGCGCCCACGGCUGUGCUUUCCCCAGUCUGCCGCGUGGGGCAUCGGCACAGCCGCACUGGCGCUGGCCAGGCGGCUACAGCUCCGCGCCCCUUGCAGCGAUGGCGACGGCGGUGGCAGUGGCGGCGACUGCUGGCCGCAGAUGCGCUCCCGCUGGUGGCGGGCGGUGGUGGGUCUGUUGCGAGCGGAGGCGCCCUACCACCGCCGUGUGCCGUCCGACGUUGCAGGGUCGUUCUUCCUAACAUUAAGCAAGGUGCUGUUACUGGAGCGCAUGCCAGGCCUGCUGCUGCCGCCCCGCGCUCCGCCCGGUCUAGAGGCGGCACUGGCGGCCGGCCUGUUGCCCGCAGUGGAGUUCGCGCUGAGCCGCACCGCUCCGGACGAGGACGCCGCCGAAAUCAUCGGCGCUGUCUUUCAAAUAGGCCCCGCGUUCGCAUCUGUCCAGAGUGGCUGCAGCUGGCCGCAGCUGCAGCAGCUGCUGGCGUUCGCGGCGCCGGCCCAGACCGCGGCGCUGAUCGGCAGCCUGGGCAAGCGCGCGCACGCCGCCCUGCACGCGGCAGAGGCAGCCAAGGCGGGGCAGGCGGCGGACGCGGCGGGCUGCGCCACUGGGGCCAUCGGAGCCGCAGCUGCUGCGCAGCAGGCAGUGAGGCAGCCGGCUCGCUUGGGCGGUGCCCCGCAGGCGGUGCUGGUGGAAACCCGUGCGCAGCAGGCGGAGCUCUGUCGCACGGUGCCGGUGGCGUGCUGGGCCCUGGUGGCGCUGCUGCCGCCGUCGCCGUGGGCGUGUCUGACCAGCAGCGGCGGAGGCAAUGGUGGCGGCGGCGGCGGCGCAGGCGGCAGCACAGCAGGCGCUGGUGGCGUUGAUAGCACCGCUUCCUGCGAAGACGGCAGUGGCUUGCAGCUGCAGCUGCAGUUCCUGUCGCCGCAACAGCACCUGGCGUGCGUGGCCUCGAGGGCGCAUGCGACUGCUGCUGCAAAUGCGCUGCGUCAUGUCGAUUUCGGGUGGUUGCAGGCAGCCGUCGCACUGCAGGGCGGCGGUGGCGGCAGCACCGGUGGCGGCACCAGCAGCAGCAGCAGCAGCAGCAGCAGCCCAGCAGCAGGGCAUGAGGAGCAAUGCCAGGAGCAGGCGCAGGAACAGUUGCUCACGCGGACGCAGCAGGUGCGGCUGCUGGUGUCACAAGCGCUGCACAGCUGGCUGCCGGUGCUGUCGCGCUGUGUGCGGUCACCAGCCUACCUUGGGGUGCAGGAGCGGCUGGCUGAGGCGCCGCUGCUGCAGCUGCUGCUGUGGGUGCAGCCCGCACUGCUGGCAACGCUAAACUACGAGGCAGACGCACAACUCCUGGCGGCGGCGGGGCCGGCGGCGGCGGCGGCGGGGACGGUGGUGGGGGAGGCGGCGGCUGAAAUAGUGGCGAUAGCGGCAGAGACGCAGCGGCGGCAACUGCUGGUUCCGGAGCUGGAGAUGCUUAAAGCCCACAUCUACAACUCCUUUGCUAAGACAGCCGCAGACAUCGCUGCCAGCUGGCGCCAUUUCCUGCUGCGGGACGUGGACCUGGUGGCGGUGCUGGAGGUGGGGCUGCAGGCGCUUAGCCGGCUGCCGCCAGCAGCAGGCACUCAUCAGGCCGGGCGCGACCUGGCCCAGUGCCUUGCCACGGCCCUGGCUGCAGCAGUUCACGCCGUCCCGGACGCUCUGAUCACUGUGCUACAGCCGCCGGGCAAGACGCGGCCCGCCGCUGCUCCCGGCAAUAGCAGCAGGGGCGGCAGGAGCGGCAGUAGCAGCGGUGGCGCCGGUCCGUUGUCGCCCUGGGGGGCGGAGGCGAUGCACGGCCUGUUCCGGCGGCACGUCUGGAGCAGCCCCAGCGCCACCGGCAGCAGCUGCACUGUCGGUGUGGGCGACGCCGCCCGGCCUGCUGGCAGCAGCGGCUUUGAUGGCAGGAGCGGCGGCGGCCGUAGCAGCCUCAGCCCAUCAGCACAGCUGGUGACUUGCCUCAGCUUCGUCGAGGAGCUGCGGCAAGCUGCUGCAGCCGGCGGCACCCGCGGCAGUAGCAGCGGCGGUGGCAGCCGCGCUGCAGCCGGCCCAAGAGCCGGAGGUGCACCUGCGGCGGCGGCGGCGGCGGCAGAAGCUACUGGAGGCACCGCCAGCGGGAUCCUCGGUGGCUUGGAGCAUCGCCGGCGGCGACUGAACCUGCUACUGUUGCCGGACAGGCUGGGCGGUGUUGGGGCUGGCAGUGCUGGUGGUGGUGGGGCGGGGUGCUAUGCAGCAGGUCGGCAGAUGCUGGUGCUGCCUCUUUCGCCAAUGGAGGCAGCACACCGGGAAGUGCAACAUACUGCCGGUGGAGCUGGGCGGCAGUAGCAGCAGCGCGGCAGGAGGCCGCGGCUUGAGCUGCGGCAGCAGCGGCAGUAGCAGCGGCCGUAGCGGUGGCAGUAGCAACAAUGGUGGCAGCGGCGCCACUGGCGGCCACGACGGCGCUUUUGGCUCCUGGGUUAGUUCCAGCCUCCGUGCUACCUGACAGCUGUGCCAACCCGCGCUGCACCGGGCGACUUGCAGGGUAACAGCGAGGCAAGGGGCGGCGCAGCAGGCGGAUAAGCGGCCAAGGAGGAGGAGGAGGUACCGAUGUUGAGGGCGCGGGUCCGACAAGUGGCAGUAGCAGUGGCAGUGGCGGCAGUAGUGGUGUUGGGCGGGCGCGGCGGGUGCCGUGGCGCCGGCUGCCGGGGGUUGCUGUACGGCUGCCACCAGUGCCGGGCGGCGCACUGGCUGGCGGGGCACGGGGCGGGGGGGGGGGCCGAGAAGCUGUGUGGGGCAGAGCGUGUCGUCUUAAUCGGAUUGACCUGUGCCCCGUCUUUGGUUGGAAGUCCUGGAACAGAAGCAACUUGGGGCGUAUGGUACGGUGGGCACUGGGCAGCGGCUCCGAUGCUGACCCUGUGUGCUGCAUCAGGCACCGUUUAGAGAAAUGUAAGCUAGUGUGAAU
This is a messenger RNA of Chlamydomonas reinhardtii, 5130 nucleotides long. RefSeq lists its product as uncharacterized. The transcript has 3 exons. Lineage: Eukaryota; Viridiplantae; Chlorophyta; Chlorophyceae; Chlamydomonadales; Chlamydomonadaceae. The coding region runs from base 36 to 4514 and encodes 1492 amino acids. Gene Ontology annotation, molecular function: transcription coactivator activity. Gene Ontology annotation, biological process: positive regulation of transcription by RNA polymerase II. The record is from RefSeq and is a predicted model, not a curated record. Gene Ontology annotation, cellular component: nucleus.